GAGGAGAUAUUUACCCAAUCAGGAUUCAGGAGAGAAGCAAAGAGCAGAAGAAGAAGAAAGAAAUGGAGAUAACACUGAACAGUGGCUUCAAGAUGCCGAUCGUCGGCUUAGGAGUAUGGAGGAUGGAGAAAGAAGGGAUUCGAGACCUUAUCAUCAAUGCUAUCAAGAUCGGCUAUCGCCAUCUCGACUGUGCUGCUGAUUAUAGGAACGAGGCUGAAGUUGGUGAGGCUCUUACAGAAGCAUUCAAGACUGGUCUGGUCAAGAGGGAGGAGCUCUUCAUUACAACCAAGCUAUGGAAUUCAGACCAUGGCCAUGUUAUUGAGGCGUGCAAAGACAGUCUCAAGAAACUUCAACUUGAUUAUCUCGACCUUUUCCUCGUUCAUUUCCCCGUAGCAACAAAACACACUGGAGUUGGAACAACCGAUAGUGCUUUGGGUGAUGAUGGGGUAUUGGACAUCGAUACAACAAUCUCUCUGGAAACUACAUGGCAUGACAUGGAAAAGCUUGUUUCUAUGGGUUUGGUCCGCAGCAUAGGAAUCAGUAACUAUGAUGUCUUUCUAACGAGAGAUUGCUUAGCUUACUCCAAGAUCAAGCCUGCAGUGAAUCAGAUCGAGACACAUCCUUACUUCCAACGUGAUUCUCUUGUCAAAUUCUGCCAGAAGCAUGGGAUUUGUGUCACCGCUCAUACUCCUCUCGGAGGUGCCACAGCCAAUGCUGAGUGGUUUGGCACUGUGUCAUGUCUGGAUGACCCAGUUCUCAAAGGUGUGGCCGAGAAGUACAAAAAGACAGUGGCACAGGUUGUGCUGAGGUGGGGAAUCCAGAGAAACACAGUGGUGAUACCAAAGACAUCGAAGCCCGGGAGACUGGAUGAGAAUUUCCAGGUUUUCGAUUUCGAACUCUCUAAAGAGGACAUGGAAUUGAUCAAGAGCAUGGACAGGAAGUACCGUACAAACCAACCAGCCAAGUUUUGGGGCAUUGAUCUCUACGCUUGAUCACAAUCUCUCGCCCUAUCUAUAUGAAUAAAUGAAGCUUGAAAAGAUAAACAAGAUGAAGAAGGAAGCCAUUAAGCUUUACUGCAACAUUCUCAAAUAUUUGUGAGCCUAUCUUAUUAUAUAAACUCAUGUCAAACAGAUUAUGAUUUCCUUAAGUCCAUUAUCACAUAUUUGAUGAAAAACUAA
This is a messenger RNA of Capsella rubella, 1178 nucleotides long. RefSeq names its product NADP-dependent D-sorbitol-6-phosphate dehydrogenase. The record is from RefSeq and is a predicted model, not a curated record. The transcript has 6 exons. NCBI's taxonomy places the organism in Eukaryota, Viridiplantae, Streptophyta, Magnoliopsida, Brassicales, Brassicaceae. Gene Ontology annotation, molecular function: aldose-6-phosphate reductase (NADPH) activity. The coding region runs from base 63 to 992 and encodes 309 amino acids.